AUGUCGUUUAUCUGUAGGAAUAUCUUUGAGCCACAACAUCCUUCUGUAGCCUUUCAUCGUAGUCACCAAGACGAAAUUAAUAUAAGAGCUGAGGAUUCGCAAUACAGUGACAUAGAGGAUCAUUUCAGGAUGAUAACAAAGGCGAUUCAAGUACCAUCUUAUAAAGAGGACACAUCAACUAGUUCUCAUGGAACAAUUUACCAUCAUUUGAAUGAAACAGAAAACUCGUUCAAUUUUGAUAUAGAUCGACGCCAGCUAUUUUCUAAUGAUUUUCCGCCUGAUGGUUAUGAAGUGAGUAAAACAAUAAGUGUCCUCCGAAAUGGAAGUCCUUCUUUGAAAUCCGUCGUAAUACAAACAGGAAGUUCCUCUACCAAAUCAAACAGUGAUACUAAAAGUUCCCCAAGGGGAAGCCAAGAAAGUGAUAAGUAUUACGCACUGGAAAAAGAAUAUUUAAUGUUAAAGUCUGACAUAAAUACCAAUUAA
This is a messenger RNA of Saccostrea echinata, 483 nucleotides long. RefSeq lists its product as uncharacterized. The record is from RefSeq and is a predicted model, not a curated record. The transcript has 2 exons. NCBI's taxonomy places the organism in Eukaryota, Metazoa, Mollusca, Bivalvia, Ostreida, Ostreidae. Bases 1 to 483 code for a protein of 160 amino acids.